AUCUCUUUGUUUAAUGUUUUUUUGGGCGAACCUCUUGGCGAAGAGGUAUCGAUAUUAAAAGAUAUAGGCUAGAGCGAUCUAAAUAGAAAAGAGUGAGGCGGGGUUUGGCAGCCCUCCAAGAGGAGGCAUCUAUGUUUGGACGCAGUUGAUGGGGUCCCCAGUGCCUCACGCCUCGGGUGACUACCCAGCUCACGGAAACCCACAGAGGCCAGUGCUGAGAAGGGAAGAACUGUCCAGUACGAAGAGCUGUCCUGGAGAGCCGUUGAGGAAAUGGAAGUCACUGGAAGGAGACUGGAGGACUUUUUAUUAUACAGACCAAAACAAGGCGGAGAGGCGAUGGACCACUCAUGUGAGGGGAAGCAAGUCCACAUGUGAGAACCAGGUUCAACCGAGCAGGUAUCCAGAAAAUGGCUGUUCUCAAUCGAUGAGGUACCGAAAAACACCUGGGUAUAAGGAUGAAACGAGUGGUACUGAGUGGCGUGGGGAGGAAGCUGAUUUUGUUUGCCAAACAGACAGAUAUUGCCCCAGCAAUCCAAGUCAGUCAUCAGAAGCAGCAUCAUUUUCUUCAACUUUUCGAAGAUCUUUACACUUACCUGACAGGGAAGAUCUGAAGAGAGUUGUUAACUCAAGUUACCCGCUCCUAGAGGAGAACCUCAGCCUAUUGCAGAAACUGAAGAAGGAGAGAGAUCUUUGCAGACAACUAGAAAACGACAUGAUUGACUUGGAAGGUCAAAUCCAGGAUGUUUCCAAAUCAUUUCACACUGGUGGAGGGCUAGAAGUGGAUAGCAGAGAGGGCAGUAGUACCAACAGCGAAGGUGGUUCCGAUGUAGAGGGCGACAGCCCACCUGCUGGCGGGUCAUACGAACAGGUAUUCGCUGGGACGGAGCCGAACGAAUGGGAUCGCUUCAAGGAGCCAGAGGAGGAAGGAGAAGAACUGGACCCGAUCACCGUCAUUGAGACCUCGUUAUCCAGUCUCUUGGAUUUGGCUGACAGGCUUGAACUGGCUGUGCGUGAGAGAGAUCUAGAAUUGAGGAGGCUACUGGAGGACAGUUCUCUCCACCGUAUACCCACAGAGUGGAUCAGGCCGUCGUUCCAGUUGUCCAGGAUACCUUCAGAGCUUGUCGAUCUCUUACAAGAUCUCCAGGCCGCCCUCAGGCUAUUGCUGGCCAAUAGAGACUGGGAGUGCGGGAGACAGCAAGGAGAAAAGGAUUGUUCUUCACCAGCGAGCUUCACCUUCCAGGCUUUCGACGACCGAGUCCUAGUACCGACGGUGAGGACAAUAUUCUCGCCCGUAGGGGAUUCCGUGGAGAUGCGGCCCGUCGAGGAACCAGAUGGGGGUAAAGAAGAAGAGUAUCCUUCAACUAUCAGCCUGGGACAGUGUUCUGAAUUCACUGCAGAACCUCUUACCUUUCCUGAACAAACAACGACUGACACUUUCGACCAAGACGUUGAUGAGGAAGCUCCGGAUCUAACUUCCGAAGAUAAUUGCACACCCGAUGAUGAUCCACUCUCAGAAGAACUAUCUGAAGCCCAGGAGCGACAUCCAGUGCUUCCUCCUCCACCUAUUCCUGAUCUUUUGGAGAACCAGCCAUCCGAAAUAAUUAAGAGGAUAGAACGGUUGCAGGAAUUGGUGAAGCCUGAACUUUGCGAAAGCCUCAAACAAAGAGCACUCCGAAUACAAAAGGCCAAAGAAGACUUUCUGUCAGGAGUGAUCGGCCCACCGCCGGUAGAGCCAACUUACCAGGAACCUGAAGAGGAAGACAAGGAUAUAGUAAUAGUAGACUGCUCUGUUCCAUCUCCCAAUGGUCUCACAGUCAAAGACGAGACAGAAGAGAAGAAGGGAAAGCUGUCUUUCCUUCGGAAGAAGAAGCGGCAGAGCUGGGGCAGCGAGGAGCUCUGCCGGGAGUCUUUGGUUCUGGAGGACCGGUCUGACUGGUUGAGGAAUCCCUUCAGGCCUAAGGGGAAAUACAAGAUCAACAAAUAGUUCUUCUUUUCUUUUUUUUUUUAAUUUUUUGUAUAUUAUGACCAUUUAAUAAUAAAUUUUUUACAUUUUUUUUCUUAUUUGAGCCCCAAACGUUUAUUAUUCAAUUAUCACAGGUUUCUCCAAAGCCUGAGUAAAUUCAACCAUUUAUUUAUUUUUUUCUUCUAACCAUCAUCGACAUUGCAUUCUACAAUAUACAAUAUAUUAAAUCCUCUUUUUUCAACUGGCUGCAAUGUCAAAUUUUAGUCUCACUGAGAAAUUUCAAUUAAAACAACAUUAUUAUAUUAAUUUUUCCUCUCCAUUUUCCCAUCAGAGCCGGAUCUACAGGAGUGCUUUCGGGCUGAAGAUCUCCCUCCCCCCAAAAUCGUAAAAUUUAACCAUGUCUUAUGAAAAAAAAUCCCUCUGAAAGUUUUAUUGUUCGUCUAAUUACAUUUAAUAGGACUGAGACAAUAUUUCGUGUAGGUAAAUAGUCUCUUUCUUUUUCUUCCAAAGUAAUUAUCAUUAUAUAUAUAAAGGCUUUUGGGUUGAAGCCCCCAAAAAGUUAAAUCCUGUAUCCGCUAUUGUUUCCCAUUAUGUAUCACAUCAAAACAUAGUUUAAAUUAUUAGUUUAACAUUCAUAAUUUAUUUUUAUUUCAUACAGUCCACUAUAUUCCAAAUACUAUUAAGAUGAUGGCAUUAUUUCUUAAACAACGAUUUAAAUAAAUGCAUACAGGUAUUUAGUCUAAUUUACAAAAUAAAAUCUUUUUAAUUUCUAGUGCUAAAGACAGAUUUUUUUUCGGAAAGACUUUUUUAUCGCGUUGGUCCCAACAUAGGUCCAUCUGCUUCUUAUUCUAGUAUCUGUCGGUACAUUAUUAAUAUUUGAUUAUACUGCAUUGUUUCUUUGUAUGAAGUAUAAUGUUUAAAAUUUGAUGUCUAAGUAUGUAAAUAUAUGAUAUUUAAGUUGCAAUAUUACUAUGUCUUUGAACGUUAUAUCUCUCGCGUGUUAGAGGGUCUAGUCCUCUUAGUAGAUAGGCUUGUGAAAAUACAAUACUCAAUCCUUAAUCGGGAGAGAACUAUCUCUUCUUUCUCAGAGAGUUGGUUAGAAGUUUUUAUUAAAGAAUAAUAAUAUUCGACGCUUUAUUAAAUGUUAUAAAGCUAAAUUCAAAGUUAUUUAAAAUUACAGUUAAAUUAGAUACAAUAAACUUUUUAGGUGCUAAUCAAUGGCUAGAGUUCGGAAGGUUCCUUCGAUGCCGAAAGUUUGCUUUGUCUCCGGCGGACGUUUGCUCUCAUCGGCAACAAGAAGUGAGUAACUUUUGAUCCCAUCUUUCUUCUCUAUCAGCAAAUUCAACCAGUCCUCUGAAAAAAAGGGA
Messenger RNA from Nezara viridula (southern green stink bug), 3330 nucleotides. The record is from the annotation of a GenBank genome assembly. Lineage: Eukaryota; Metazoa; Arthropoda; Insecta; Hemiptera; Pentatomidae.